Messenger RNA from Choloepus didactylus (southern two-toed sloth), 1277 nucleotides. RefSeq lists its product as uncharacterized. NCBI's taxonomy places the organism in Eukaryota, Metazoa, Chordata, Mammalia, Pilosa, Megalonychidae. Bases 399 to 1238 code for a protein of 279 amino acids. The record is from RefSeq and is a predicted model, not a curated record. The transcript is spliced from 2 exons.
CAACAGGACUGUGAGGGGUUGCUUAACAAAAAUGAGACGAAAAGAUGCCUCAAGUUUUUUGGGUUUAGACCAACAGUCCUUAACUGCUCUCGAGAUCCUGAUGUCCCGCAGCCUUCUCUCCCUCCUUGCGCGCAUGACCUGCACAGGAAAGCCACUCUGGAGGACUUCUCUUGGCACAGCUGUGUGCCCGUGAGACACCCGUUCCUCUUAAGUGAGGACUGGUGGCUCUGGUCCGUGCGCCCUCACAUACGUAAUUUCACAGCAAUAAGCAAGAUCCGAAACUAUACUGAGGCAUCGGCGUGGGGUACCGUAAACCAAUGUCGAGAACCGCUAAUUGACCCCAUAGCCUCCCGUAUCCAAACCUUCGCUCAGCAUUUGGCCUGCAACCCCCUGGGGGCAUGUCUGGACCUGCGCUAUUUCAUGCUAUUGAAUGGUACCCUUACCAACACGUCAACCGACGCGACAGGAAACCAAGAAGUGUCAAAAGCUGGCUGUGGAACCUCGGCGGCAUUGUCGCUUCAGUGUUCGUUCCAGCAGUGGGGAAUGCGGUGCUUCAAGCCUGGACAACGGAGCAGAUCGCCCUGACGAUGGAAACAGUCAACGCUUUAGCCAAUGCCACCCGGGACGCGUUGCACGCCCACAAUCUAAUGUUAGAGUUGAAUUCGCAAGCGAUCCAGAAAAUGCAAAGUGAAAUACAGGAACUUGGACAAGAGAUAGAUGGGCUCUGGAAAACAGUUGUGCAACUGUGUGACACCCGAUGGAUCCUUUUCAGACUUUGCGUCACUCCGGUCAGGGCCAAUGUAACUGCUAACACCCACAAAGUCUCUGACUGGCUUAAAAAUACUUAUCUGCCAACUUUUGCCAAUCUUACCCAGCAGGUGGACGUCAGCCUGGACAAGAUUGGAAAUGUUAAGUUGACCCCCGUUAAGUUCAACCUUGCCAGUUUGGUAACUGACCUGUGGAACCGAGUUACCUCCUGGUUUUCAUGGCCCAAUCUGACCACUUGGGUUUUCCUCGCUGUAGGGUUGUUGGUGGGUUUAGUAAUCGUCAAAUGCCUGUUAGAACGCUUGUUUCAAGCACAGCAGCAACUGCGUGUUACCACUAUGAUGGCUAUGUCUUCAACCUGUAGUACUUUUGACAGCAGCUUCUAUACUGAUCGAUCCCCGUCCCGGCCACUCGGGGUGGGGCGCUCUGGGGCCAGGUUCGCGGCAAAGUCCAUGGCCGUAUCCCGGAUAUAACAUAUAGCUCCAGCUGUCUUAAUUUUUGUCUCAGGCGAG